AUGAGCCACUAUCCAUCCGCGACGACGCCCAUAAGGACCUUCGCUUUUAGGGAGGUGUGCGAGGUCAACGGUCGCACCUUCACCAGGAGAAAAGGCACACAGCAAUGGACCGAGCAGACCGCUUCAACCAGCAGCUCUAACCAAUCUCUUCCAUCGCCACCCCUCUACCUAUCUCUCGUUCAUCAGCGACAAGGUCAAGGAGAACCUCUGCAUUGGGCACUUUUUGUUUCCCGUGAGAACCAACCUGGAUAUAUCUAUCAGGUCAAGGGAGACGCAGAGUACAUGAGCUACCUGCCUUCUAAUCGAGCCCAGGCGGUGGUGAGCAAUGUCGCAGCGGCAGAGGUUCCCCCCAGAGCGAAAGAUCGCAAGUCUGUGACAGAGAACUGCCAAGGUUGGACUUUUCGUGUUAUCACCAAGCUGGUUGGAUUAGGGUUGGUUCCAACUGCGAAACUUGAUAUGGCAAGGUCCAUGCGUGAACCGGUCUAA
Penicillium verrucosum is the source of this 486-nucleotide messenger RNA. RefSeq lists its product as uncharacterized. The coding region runs from base 1 to 486 and encodes 161 amino acids. The transcript is spliced from 2 exons. Lineage: Eukaryota; Fungi; Ascomycota; Eurotiomycetes; Eurotiales; Aspergillaceae. The record is from RefSeq and is a predicted model, not a curated record.